AUGAAUGAUAGUCCACACAAGAUUAUUCUAGAGUGUCUAGAAGAAGGUAAUGGGUUUCCUCAGGUCAGCUGCGACAACCACCACUGCAGCAGCAGCUGUAGCAGCUCUAUCUUUCACUUCUCUCUCUUCCCCAUCUUCUUCUUCCUCCUCCUCUUCUUUCUCACUCCCCCAAGCCCUAAAGUUUCAAUCUUUUUCAAUAAAUAAGCCAAUUGAUCAUCUGGGUCUCUCCAAGAAUCUCACCAAACCUCCCUCUGCUCUUCACAUGGAUGCUCCCUCGUCAGAUUACAAACCCUCUUCACCCCAGAAUGGGGCUGUGUUGCCGGAUCUUCUGACCGAGUUUAUGGUGGAUAUGAAGUGUGAUGGUUGUGUUAAUGCUGUCAAGAAUAAGUUGAAUACCCUUACGGGAGUGAAGAAUGUGGAAGUAGAUCUGAGCAAUCAAGUGGUUAGAGUCCUUGGGUCAUCUCCUGUGAAGAGUAUGAGUGAAGCUUUGGAGCAGACAGGUAGAAAAGCCCGACUGAUCGGGCAAGGGGUUCCAGAAGAUUUUUUAGUAUCUGCUGCUGUUUCUGAGUUCAAAGGACCUAAUAUAUUUGGUGUUGUUCGUCUGGCCCAAGUUAACAUGGAAUUGGCCAGGGUUGAAGCCAACUUCAGUGGAUUGCCAACAGGAAAACAUGGUUGGUCUAUAAAUGAAUAUGGUGAUUUGACAAAAGGAGUAGCGAGCACCGGAAAGGUGUUUAAUCCAACAACUGAAAAAAAGCCUCUUGGUGACCUGGGAACACUAGAAGCUGAUGAGGAUGGCAAGGCUUUCUUCUCGGGUACUAAAGAUAAGCUGCGAGUAUCAGAUCUCAUUGGUCGAUCCAUUGCAGUCUAUUCGACUGAAGAUAAAUCUGAUAAAGGUCUUACAGCUGCAGUGAUAGCUAGAAGUGCUGGUGUCGGCGAGAAUUACAAAAAACUGUGCACGUGUGAUGGCACCACUAUCUGGGAAGCAAGUGAUGCAGAUUUUGUUACCAGCAAAGUUUGAUGAUGACAAACAGGGCCCCUAGGUAUUAAGAUUGUUACGCACUCUGUACAUCCAAAAUAAUUGUGCAAGUUUUACAAUCUUGUAUCAAGAAAACUCUCAAGUAAAAACGUUAAACCAGAGCAAAAGUACAUCUCAAUACUCAUAAGUGCAUGCAAGCUGUGGUGCCUGUUCAUCUAAGCUUACAAGUAAAAGAAAGUACUCAAAGCAGUUUAUUCUGAUGCUUUUAGUGA
Molecule: messenger RNA, 1248 nt
Organism: Daucus carota subsp. sativus
Lineage: Eukaryota; Viridiplantae; Streptophyta; Magnoliopsida; Apiales; Apiaceae
Product: copper chaperone for superoxide dismutase, chloroplastic/cytosolic
Exons: 6
Coding region: 50-1018 (322 amino acids)
Biological process (GO): superoxide metabolic process
Cellular component (GO): cytoplasm
Molecular function (GO): superoxide dismutase copper chaperone activity; copper ion binding
Source: RefSeq, a predicted model, not a curated record